Messenger RNA from Capsicum annuum, 1718 nucleotides. RefSeq names its product long-chain-alcohol O-fatty-acyltransferase. NCBI's taxonomy places the organism in Eukaryota, Viridiplantae, Streptophyta, Magnoliopsida, Solanales, Solanaceae. The coding region runs from base 496 to 1530 and encodes 344 amino acids. Gene Ontology annotation, biological process: lipid metabolic process. The transcript has a single exon. The record is from RefSeq and is a predicted model, not a curated record.
UAAUAUCUAUCUUUCUAAGUUAUUCAAUAAUUUCUUUGAUGAUCAUUGUUGAUCUUAGUAUUCAUAUUUCACAUAUAAAUAAUUUUCUUUUGUUUUUGUUUUCCUUUUGCUUUUUAUACUAAGAAUCGAAUCGAGGGGUGAUUGUUACAUAAACUAAAUUAUUAAGGAAUUAUAAUUUUUAAAUUAAUUUAUAUUAUAUAAAAGAUGCCUGAAAUAAAAUAAUCUCAUAUUGAAUGGAAUAAAAUAAGACAUUUCAAUACUAAUAUUUGAUAUUAAAUUUAUAUCAUAUUUUAAUAAUGAUGUAAAUUAGUCUUCAAAUAAAAUUUUUUAUUCCAUCAAUCAAAAAUUCUACUCAUAAACUUAUUAUCAAACUUAAUGAUGAGUAUUCCACUUAAACAAGCCUACCAAACCUAAGAGUCUUUGAGCAUCUCGUUGUUUCCAAUAGUAGGUAGGCCUGAAAGCUUUUAUUAGAGAAGUCUACCUACCAGCGCCGCCAUGGAUGUAACUGUCGAGCUCCAAAAUUUCAUUCGUGUAUGGUUUGCAGCUAUUGGAGCUUUAUGCUAUUGUUACUACUGCGUUACCCACAUUCCUACUGGCAUUCUUAGACUUCUCUUUGUUCUUCCAGUCAUCUAUUUCUUCCUUGUACUCCCUCUCGAUCUUUCUUCCUUCCAUCUUGGUGCCCCCACUAUUUUCUACCUCGUUUGGCUUGCCAAUUUCAAGCUCCUCCUCUUUUGUUUCGAUCGUGGACCUUUAUCCUCUUACUCUUCUUUGCCUCUUCUUCAUUUCCUCUCCAUUGCUCUCCUCCCUGUCAAACCCAAACACGGUAUCAGAGAUGGAUCUAGAAUUUCAAGUCGACCGCGUUUGUUUUGGGGGAAGAUUAUUCUUUUGGGAGCUAUUAUUGGGGCGUAUAGUUACAGAGAGUUUUUACCUUCGCAUGUAAUAUUGGUUCUUUACUGCAUUCAUAUUUAUAUAGCAGUGGAGUUAGUCCUCGCAAUUACAGUUGUUCCAGUACGAGCUCUACUCGGGCUAGAAAUCGAGCCUCAAUUCAACGAUCCAUACCUCGCCACCUCACUUCAAGAUUUCUGGGGCCGUAGAUGGAACCUCAUGGUGCCUGGCAUUUUACGUCCAGCAGUGUAUUUCCCUAUCAGCGCUAUUUCAGCGCGUGUUUUAGGGAAGGAACUGGCUAAACUGCCAGCAAUUUUCUCUACAUUUUUGGUGUCUGGCCUAAUGCAUGAGUUGAUUUACUAUUACCUAUCGCGCGCGAGACCUACAUGGGAGGUGACUUGGUUCUUUGUAUUACAUGGGAUUUGUUUGUGUAUUGAGGUUGUUGUGAAGAAAUAUUUGGGUGGCGUAUGGCAGAUGAAUAGAGUGGUAUCUGGUGUACUCACGUUGGCGUUUGUGGCUUGGACUGGUAAUUGGCUAUUUUUCCCACAGAUUAUUAGGAAUGGGUUAGACCAAAAAGCCAUUAAUGAGUACUACGUUUUGGUAGAUUUGGUCAAAGAUAAGUUGCUUUCAGUUUUUGGAAUUUAGAUUUUUGUACUAGUUGCUUGUAAGUGUACUCAGAUUGGGAUGGAGUUAGCUCCAUUUUUUCCCAGAAAAACAUGGUACGCUGUUGCACUUUAGUAGUGACAUUCACUUUGACUAAUUUUGAAGCAAUUGGGUCAAUUCAUUUGCAUCUGAACAAGAAAGAAAUAAAACUGUAACGUCUAAAAUGGAAA